This is a messenger RNA of Armigeres subalbatus, 10941 nucleotides long. RefSeq lists its product as uncharacterized. NCBI's taxonomy places the organism in Eukaryota, Metazoa, Arthropoda, Insecta, Diptera, Culicidae. The transcript is spliced from 22 exons. Gene Ontology annotation, molecular function: serine-type endopeptidase activity. The record is from RefSeq and is a predicted model, not a curated record. Bases 885 to 10223 code for a protein of 3112 amino acids.
AUGAGUUGUAAAUACAAUAACAGUCUACACGUUUUUCCUCGGAAAUCGAUUAUUGGAGCUGAAGUUGGAGGAUACGCAGUCGGGAGCCCAGCAGAUAUUCGAUGACCUUCCGAGACGAAUAAUACAGUUUGUGGCAAGGUUUUGUGUAGAUGCGUGUUACAUAAAAACUAGCGUCAGAGGCGCAAUUAAUAUAUCAUAACCAGUAGUUACAGUGUUUAAUAGUGUGCUUAUUCUAAUUGCGUUAAUUUUGCAAUAGUGUACAAUACAUCAUUCUGAAUGUGAAAUGCUUACUCAUGCAUUGCUUGUUCCAGUAAUUAGAUCAAUAGUUCAUACCCCCACAAACGUACCAAUAUUGCAGUCUUACGUAAAGGUUAGAUAAGCGAGUGUUAUGAAAUAAGUGUUGAAUGAAGCACCUAGUGAAUAGAAUUUCAAGCAUUCAUAUGUCCACUAUGGUGCAAUAAGAUGUUUUAGAAUAAGUGUGGUAUAUUUGCUUGUGUUACCAUCUAUCCGUUGUGGGUUAUCGAUUUGUGAUUAUGCGAAAAACUCUUCGUUGAAAACAAUCAGCACAUGGUGCAAUAGUGAUCAAUGAGUGCAGUAUCUGGAUAUUGAUGGGCGAGUAAAACAUCCAGAAUCAGUUGAGGCCGUGUACACAAGAAGCAAUAAACGCGGUGUGACUCCAACGGAACUAGGGACAAAAUGUGACAUGAAACCGACGCUAAUCCUAUUUGAGCGCAGAGCGAAACACCCGGCCAAGUGCACGGCUAGUGCACGCGUGUGAGUGGUUCGCCGUGUGUAGCACAGCAGAAGAAAUAGAAGAAAUAAUCCAUCCCCCCUCGAGCCACUGCUACCGUCCAGGGACAGUGAGUGGCGGCCUGUCAUAAAAAAUGAAGCAAACGGUGAUUCUAUUCGUAAUCGGUUGCACCGUGUUGGGCCCUGCUGCCUUUGCGGGUGGCCAGAGCGCGGCCAACGGGGGCGGGGACCCGGCUCCGGGCCGCUCGCCGGGACCGCCCGGUAUCAUGGAGCUGUCGAACACCGAGCACGGAGAGCCAUUGCCGGGGGAAUCACCGACCUACAUAGUUACCAAAGAUGAUACCGGUGAAGGGGAAGGUGAGAAUCGUUCACCGUUGACGUCGAACGACGUUCUGGAUUCACCGCCGGGCGAGGACCAGGUCCACGCUGGAGGGGCUGGUGAUGUGGAACAGUCCGUAGGUGACGUCAGCAGUGAAUCGUCCGGUAGCAGUGCGUUAGCUACUUCCGGGGAAAGUGGUGGGGAACAGAUCCAAAAUGAGAAUCAACCCGCGGAAGAUGGUGGAAGUGAUGGGGAUGGGGACGGAGGACAACCACCGACGGUCGGGGUUGGACCUUGCUCGAGGAAUAUCGAGGAUUAUCUGAAGCCAGACGAUAAGAUUGUACGGGUUGACAAGGACAAGGAUGAUGGCGGGACGCACCUGCAGGUUCACGUCGUUCAUGACGUGUUUGACACCGCUAAUGGAAUUGUUCCGGGCGUUGUGUAUCGAGUGCAAGUCAACCGGCCGCAACAGUCGGAAGUUCGUGACUUCUACAUCGAAUCCCUGGCGAAGGACUCCGCGGCGCCGGGUUCCCACACGCACCACCGCCGUCCGGUGGGGCGGUUCUUAGAUAGCAAUCAACUUUCCAAUUCGGACCGGGUCCAACUGUUCGACGAAGGGUCCAACACCUGGAUCGACGACCUGGAAGCGGACUGGGCCACCGGGCAUCAGCAUCGCAAGUCGUCGUCAGCGUCACACCUGGAUACGUUCCGCUGGAACUCGAUCCAUCCGAAUAUCGAAAAUUACUUCGACGAGGGUGAUAACGAUGAUGGUGAGGAUGGCGGUGACGAUGGCGACAACGAUAACGGUGACGGCGUGCUGGAUGGUUCCUUUCUUCCCCGGGACUGUCUGAGUCACGUGUGGAAGCAAGAUUUGAUGUUCGAAGACCGGAUGGUGAUGAACUGGAGCGUGCCGGUGGAAAACGUCCGAUUCACUCGACGGGGGAGUGCGAGCAGGAGCACUAGCAAUAGCAUUAGUAGCAUAGAUAGCAGCCAAGACAAUGGCCAACGCAACAGAACUGUCUAUUUUAGGAUAUUAUAUCGUACAAUGACCAGCCAUAUUGUUUACGAACUGAUUUACACAAUGGUGCUUUUAAAAGAAUGCAAUUUACUACUUAAGGAAACCUCGGGAUCUCUCGACUCCGGCAAGCUGCCGGCGGAGUACGACGACUGUAGAAUAGGCUUCCCCUCGCGACUGGAGGAUCUGCAGCAGCAGCAACAGCAAUUGCCACCAGGUCUGGUGGUGCAACUAACAAGGCUCAAUAUUCCCUGCCGCAUCGACGGCGGCUAUCUUAAGUUUAUCGAUUCCAUCUCUAGCGGUAGUGUAGAUGGGAUGGUUGGUGGUGGUGCGGUUGAUCGCGAUUCAGUGAUGGCGGGCGCUCCGGCCGGGGCGCUGUGUGGCAAACUUGAAGAACUGCCCAAACACGAACGGACGUUUUACUUUCAGAGGCAUCGCAACACUAGCCUGAUAGUGCACAACCGGGCGGUGUUUAGUUUUAACUUUAGGCUAGUGGAUUACUGUUACAAUGUAACGCUGAGUGAUAGGAACAGUUCGGUGCUACUGAGGCCUUUGCGAGGUCUGGACUGUCGCUUCAGGAUACAUCUGCCGUACGGAAACCGAGUGCGACUGCGGCUGGUCACAAACGCGGAAGGGGAGUCAGUCAAUUCUAGUUCGGGUGAUCGGGAAUUGGUGGAUUUGAGCCUGAGUCAUAGCAGUGGGUUGACGCCACAGUGUUUCGGUGGAAUUCGCGUUGAAGUUUUUGAACAGCCGCAGAAUCGUUGGGUUCGAUGCGUAGACAGCUACAGUAGAGUAACGGAGUACACGGUGCUUUCCAGUGAUAAUAGCAUAGUGAUUCAAGUCAACAAGAACCCACUGCUGGCGGUUUUGGAAGCCGCAGCGGGGGCCAACGAUAGUAGUAGAUCCAGCGAUAGUAGCAGUAGUAGCAGUAGCAACGAUAGCAAUAAAGUUAAGUCAGUCCCAUCACUACUCAUCGAAUAUAGUUCGCAUCCGAUCGAGAACGUCAUCUCACAAUGUGCCUUCGGAUGGAUCGCAAGCAAUCAGUUCUGUAUCGCUCCGCUGGAGAGCGAACGGCUCAGUUGGGUGGAGGCCGAACGGGAAUGUAACCAUCGGGGAGGCCAUUUGGCCUCAAUCCGGUCGGUCGCGGACCAGAAGCUGGUCGAUCAACUUUUGCUCAAAAGUCCCGGCUAUCGGGACGGGAAUGCCUACUGGAUUGGGGCAUCGGAUAGGGUACUGGAAGGGGAUUUCCGAUGGAGCGAUAAUCUUCCUUUUACGUAUUCCAAUUGGUUUCCCGGUUGGAUUCAGAAGGAGAACUACAAUCGACAGCCGAAUGAUGACGGUCUAAGCGGUCAAGACUGCGUGGAGAUUCGACGCCAGUUCCAGAUUCCUCCGGGAACUUCCUCAAGCGCCAGUCCGUUGGCACAAUCGUACAUGUGGAACGAUCGCGAUUGCGAAGCAAGAAACUUUUUUCUCUGCGAAAGACUAGCAGUUGAAGAGCCACUCGAGAAGACCUGGCAUGACGAUUGCAACAAAACGAUCUCUCUAACGGUGGAUCGCCCGAAAGCUACCAUCUGGAGUCCGGGGUUUCCGAGGCCUUAUCCGGACAACGUUAACUGCCUGACUAUGAUCACUGCCCCUCCCGGCUAUCGGAUAGUGGUAGAUUUCGAGGAGCUAGUUCUUGAGAAUGAACCACUGUGCACUUACGACUAUCUCCAAAUCCUGGAGCCACCAGCCAACUUUUCCGCCGCCUACAGCAAACCUUCCCGCUCCGCCUUCGGAGGGGCUCCACUCUUCCAGACGCGCAACCCGCGGCACAGCACAAGUCGCUACUACGUGCGUCGACGCAAAUCGAACUUUCUCCCCUACAAGGCCGACAUCGCCGAUCGGCUCAUGUCGACCUUCACCAGCAAAACCCCGAACCUGAUCCUCCAGCCGGAAGACCCCAGCUACAACCUGCGACUGCCCCCGCCGGAUCUGCACACGGGUCGCGUUCCGCGCAAGGUAUGCGGCGACUGGAGCUCCAAGCUGAAGCUGCUCCGACACACGACCAAGGGCCCGCUGCUGGCGUUGCGGUUCGUGUCCGACUACUCCAACCACUACGGUGGCUACAAGGCCAAAGUUGCCAUGGAAAAUGUGAUAUCGGAGUGCUACGACGAGCGCUUCAAGGCCUACAACGCGUCGUGCUAUUCGUUCAUCUCCUUCCCGGAAGCGGACUGGCUGACGGCCCAGCAGAUCUGCCGACUGAACGGAGCGCAGCUGGCGUCGAUUUCGACCACCGAUGAGCAAAGGUUUAUCACGUUCAACAUUCGCAACAGCUUGGACUACACACCCCGAGCACUGUACUGGGUGGGAGGAGAACUAACCGACACCGGUGACCUGGAAUGGACCGAUGGAACAAAGCUACUGUUUGAGGGUUGGCUUCCCGGUCAGAAGCCGGAGCCGACGCAAUCACCCCCGGCUUCCAUGUGCUUAGGCCUCCAGUGGAAAAUUUCCCCCACGCCUAUGAUUUCAUCCGGAUUGCACUGGAGCACACAGCAGUGCUCUGCCCGAGGUGGGUACGUUUGCAAAAAGCCGCGUCCAACGGCCGACGAGAACAUGGUCAAGAAUCAAACCAUAAGCGGGACGGAAGGACGAUUGGAUUCGCCCAACCCAUACCCUGCCCACACUGACUACUGGGUUCGGUUGGUGGCCCCGGAAAGCACCCGCAUCAUCAUCCAGUUCCAGAAGCUGGACAUUGAGUUCCAGGAAGAAUGCCUCUACGAUUACGUAAGCAUACAGAACUUUCAAAUUGUCCCAAACGCUCCGUUGAACCCUGGCACCAACCCUGAACCGAUGGCCAUGUUCUGGGGCGGACGAACGGAAAAUCUACCAUCGGAUGACUACACGAAUGAUCAGCCCUUUCGAUCUCUGCUGAACGGCGACUACUACUACGACCAGAAAAGCUCGUCUCCACCAAAAGAGCAGAAAUUCUACCGGAAGCGGUCACUACCAGCGAAUUACGACAUCCAACAGAAACUGCAGGACAACAUAAAGCUCCUGGAGAAAAUCAACGCCAAGCUCAAAGAUCGCAAGAAACGUUUCCUAAGCUCGGACAACUACAAAACCGUGAAGAACAGCUCGCAGAGUAUCACGUUAGAGUCCAACGCCGUUGAGCCGACAGUCGAGGAGACGGAUCCUUCCUUCCUUCCGUACGUGCGGUGGUGUGGGACACACGACUCCAACAUGACCCGCUUCAACUUCAUCUCGAGCGGGAACGAAGCCUUUCUGCGGUUUCACUCGGAUUUCUCCGCAGGUGGUAGCGGUUACACGGCAACCUGGAGCACGGUAGACGUUUCGGGCUGUCCAGUUCAGACGAUAACUUCGCGGGAAGGUAGCAUCAGAAGUCCGAAUUUUCCGCAUUUUUUGCUGAACAACCUGGACUGCACGUACAUUAUUCAGGCUCCGUAUGGGAAGAAAGUUUGGUUGGAAUUUACCUUCUUCGACUUCUUGAUGGACGCAAUUCUGUACGUGGACAUUUCGGAAGGGCCCUUUGAACCGUUUCGAGACGUGAACCACCUAAAUGAUGGCGUGUUCUUGAGCAAGGGUGAGCGUUUGGUUGUGCGGCUCAAGACUGGGCCUUUACCACGAGGGAAGGGCUUCCACGCGACGUUCAAGACGAUGAGCUCUGCAGCAGAACAGCGCUCCAUCCACUUGGCGAACAGGACGAAUGGAAACAUGUUCUACCUGAACUACCCACAGUCAAUGCCAUUUGAGAUUGAUUUCACUCAACAUCUGGUCGCUCCAUUAGGAGAGGUGAUCCUGCUGGAACUUCAUGGUGUGGGGUUCAGCGAACAUGGCUGCCACAAAAGCGGAUUUAUCGAGAUUUACGACAACUAUGCAGACAAGAAUGGAACUCUUUGGCAUCUUUGUGAGGUCAACCACUCGAACGCCUCCGUUUCCAAAGUCUAUUCGGCAGAGUACAAACUUAUUGAGAACAGUCUGGCCAAGCCCGCUCCAAUCUACAUCACAUCCUAUCUGAACACUCUGCACAUUCGACAGAGGAACGUUCAAGGCAUGGGCGUCCGACUGAACGCAACCGUCCGGCUGCAAUCCGACAUCGGCUACAAGAUGAAGCUCAUUACCAACGAGGACGAGUGGGUCGAAAGCUGCAAGCCGAAUCCCUGCCAAUCGGGGGGUAAGUGCGUAAUGCGAAAGGACGAUCGUGGGAUCUGCCAAUGUCGGAGUUACUUUACGGGGCGCUUCUGCGGAUUGACGAUGUGCGAAUUGGAGCCGUGCUAUUUCGGCAAAUGCGAAUUGACACAAUCCAGCUUCAAGUGCCACUGCCAGCCCGGUUACAUGGGCAAACGGUGCGAUGAAAAGCCGAAACCGUGUGAGGACAAUCCAUGCGAGGGGCGCGGCGAGUGUCAUCCCAAGAACGGCGGAUAUUUCUGUCGGUGCCACGCCUGGUGGGAAGGCCCUCGAUGCGAGAAACGAAUGAUGCACAUCCCGUACAAACCGUUGUCGGAACGAAUGCUACAGGAACCGUUCUGGCUGGGUUUGAUAACAGUGUUCGUCGUGUUGGCGGUGAUUGGAUUGGUUUGGUGCGCCAAGCGGCACUUCCCGGAGAAGAUCGAGAAGUUGCUCGCCGACGAAGCACAUCGGAACAGACCGGCCAACUUUCCGCCGCACCACCUGAAUACGGCACUUCGGGAGCAGCUGCAGGCCACGGCCGUCGGAACGGUGCCUUCGUCGACGGCCACUACCCCAGCGACGCACCGUACCAUCUUCGGACGUUUGGGUAUUAGAAAACCAUCAAUAUUGAGCCUCAGCAGCCCUCAGCAAGUUGGAGGGGCAACCGCUAGAACAUUUUCAUUAGAUGAUCUUUUACGGCCCCCUCCUCGACGUGAUGUGUUUUCAGGAACUCCAUCCCCUCGCAAGAAGCGGAAUAACUCAACGCCCACCAAGAAGAACGUCAACGAAAAGAAACAGAUACUGCAACAGUUGGUAUCGCCGGCUCCGAACUCUACCACCAAGCAAGUCAGCCUCGGCGAGCUGAUCCAGCUGUCGGAGAACCGGCUCAAGGUGCACCACGCCGAGUCGGAAUCGGACCUCAAGGAGACGACCUUCUCGGACCACUCGCUGUCGGUGUCGUCGAUGGUCCGCCAGAUAUCGGACCCGAAGCUGGAGAAGAAGGUCACCUUCGCCCGGCUGCUCAGCAAGGUUUCGGCCGAGAUGAGCAGCGGAUCGGAGGACCUGGCCAAUGGAACAAAACAUUCUAGCGCUUUAAGUCUUCCGACUGAAGUCCCGCAACGCGCAAACUCCGUACCGCCGUCACCAAGCACAAACGAAAUUCGUUCACCGCACAGCACUUCCUCGAACCAGGGAAGCGAUUCGCUGUCCAGUUCCGAGCUAGCUUUGCAUGAUUUCGGCUUGCGAGGCCACCAGCGGCGGGCCCGCCCAAAGGUGUCCAGUGCCGACUCGAUACUGGCCAUGUUCAAAAACUUUGCGACCUCGAGCGCCGGCAUCAAUCUCCCGUCGUCGAUCGUGAUCUCACCGUCGUCUACUCCGACGGCCUCAAGCCCACAAGACGACGUGGCGGGCGAUGACGACUCGUCGACUUCGUCCAUUCACACGCCGGUCAGCUUCUCCAGCGGGGCGCCCGACUCACCCGUGUUCUACCGGCAGAGCACGAUCGAAGUACCUGUUCUCGAUGCACUUAGCGCUCACAAAACGACGCCUUCGGCUACCACAACCACCACCACACAGCUGCACCCGCCAACCAUUCUGCUGGAGAUACCCAGCAACGGAAUCAAUAACAAGUGCCUAUCUCCGAUCAGAGAAAUGCCCACCCCAAUACCAUCGCCAGCGUUGACUCCGAUCAUGCCGCGACCCCAACGGGGGCGAUCUCCCCAGAACAUGCAUGACGAGUCGAUGUCCGUGACGUUCAGUGGCAACUACUCCGGAUACAACAACUCGAACCCCAAUCAAGUCACAAUCGAAAUCAACCAACCCGAAUCGGACACCGAUUCACCCACGCCAACCAAUCUCUCCUCCCAGAGCGACUCCAACAGCUCGAACGGUUCCAGCCGGAGCCGCAAGGCGCCGCCUCCUCCGAAGAUUUCCAUUUCUAUCGAUGUCCAACCUCCAACCCCCGAAAGGGAACGAGCCGUACGACCUCGUGAUCUAGUCAUUCCGGAGCUGGUCAUCCAACAGCCCAGCCCGACGAAAGAGCGCUCCUCGGUGGUGAUGUUUCCCGGGUCACCGCCUCCUCAGAGGGCCAGCAUCGGAGAGACUAGCUUUCACUUCCCCAACAAGCAGCAACAGAAAAGAUUGCUGAAUAAAUGGGAGAAGCCCGGCUCGUUGGAUCUGCCCUUCGAGCCCCCGAUGAUUACAAUCACGUCCAACAUGAGCGAGCUUGAGUCGGAUGCCGACUGCAUGUCACCGGCCGCCACAGGUAAACCAAACGGUACCAACACCCUAGGCGUGUCCGGUAGUUCCGUAGGAAUGUGCUAUCUCAGUCCGUUUUCGAUGUGUACCCGUGGUGAUCGUGCGCCGUCCGAAAGUAACCUUAGCUCGUCCGGCUACUCUAGUAUGGCUAGUCCCGGUCCCAGUAGGUGCGGAUCUAGCAAUCCUCUCUGUCCAAGCGAGAUGGAAGACCCCGGUUCAGGUUCCGGAGGGACGGGUUUCCCUGGGUUGAGCUCCAUGAUGGGCCGUCGUCACACAUCGAUCCUGAAGAAACACAGCGAAGUCAUGGGUGGCGCCAGUGGAACGUCUGCCGGUGGCAGCACCGAUCGUCACGACUCUUUCAGACUGAGGUCUGACUCGGAAACCCUGUCCGAUGACCCGCUGCUGGAAUCCAACGAUGAAGGCAUCGGAACGGACCACCUGGACGAGAAGAUCGAAGAUGGAGAAAUCAAAAGUGCCAAAGAGCUGGAGCUCUACAUCGGCAAGGAGCUAAUCGAGAAUGGACGAAGCAUUCUAAACCAAACGGAGGCGGCAUCCAUGUCUCAGCUGCAGUUACCGUCGAUCGUGAUACAGUCGGAGAGUGGGUUCGACAAGCUUUCACCGGUUUCGUCGCGCUCCGAGAGCCCCCUGAGCGAUCGAACCGCCAGCAUGGAGCGAUUCUCACCGCAUUUCUACGGCAAGAAGGACCAACAGCUGCCAUUCACUGACUCGGACGGACUGUACGACUUCCCCUCGUCCGACGGCAAAGGCAGCUCCACGAUCCACCAUCGGAAGAGUGCCGUUGGUCGCAGGAGAGAGCGCCGCAGCUCGCGCUCCGGUGCGACGCUCUCUCCAUCGAAGUCGUCCUCAAUACUGCUGGAGAUUCCCGGCGGGACCACCAAGGACAAGGACAACAGCGCCACAGGACAAAACUCGCACAGCGUCACCGGAUCGAAAUAUUCCUGCGUUACGCCAACUCGCAAAAGCCCCAAGAGGCGUCCCCUGUACAGGCAUCCCGUAGCGAGUAGCUCAUCGUCAACCGAAUCGUUGACUUCCACUCGCGAGUACACACAAAGGUCCAGCAAAGCAUUCAUGUCCUACACGAGAGAAACCCAUCUGUGCGACUCCGGAGACGACACCGGCGAGGUACGUUCCCAAUCCAACCCGCCAUCAGCUGCCCACACUGGCAACAUCCACAGCAACAGUCUGCCCCCUUCGUCGACAUUCCCAGCCCCACCGCGUACUAAUCAAUCAACCAUUUUCUACCCCAUCCCGCCCGAUCAGCCUUCCACUCUCCUCCCAUCAACAUCAUCCGACCCACCACCGCCGGACGGUUCCCAGAAACCGUCCCGCUUCGCCAACUGUGCAGAUUCCGAUCUGUUCCGUCGCUUGUUGAACUACAAGCUCGAUAGGCUACGCUCCAAUCCGGCGGCACCGUCACAGCAGCAAUCGCAGUCACACUCCGGCAAGCAAUCCACCUCCUUCGGCAGCUAUGCCUACACUCGAAUCGGACAAAACGAACACGAUUUCGACGACAACGAUGUCGACGAAGACGAGGAUGACGCGGAUGAAGCCCGCGACGAAGAUGAUUACGAUGACGAUGAUGAUGAUGAUUACUAUUACGAACAGGUUUUGUUCUUUUUCCAAGUCUUUCCAAACGCCACCUGUCUGUCGAACUCGCUCGCUUUUGUCCACCCCGUGCCCUCGAGUAUAUGAACCACACGCACACACACACAACACAAUCGCCUGAGUCUCUGGAUUGGAUUGAUUACCCUAAAUUUUAGAAUCAUGCACUCACCACCACCAACAAAUAGAAAUCAAACCCGCACUCAUGUAUAGACAGAGAGAACAAUUCGGAAUAUAGAAAUUUCGACGAACUGAGAGAGAGAGAGAGACCACCUUCCACUUAGUUCCUGAUAGAUCGGUAGUUUAGCGUUAGUGUUUGCGUUCUAUUAUUAGCUGUAGACAUGUUCGGUAGAAACCCGUAGAACUAGUGCGCCGUUCUAGGAUGACAAACUGGCCUGCCGUUUUGAAGAGUUUCUGGGCUUCCUAUUGUUCUAUAGUGAGCUGUUGGCACAUACGUUGGUGCUGUCAUCUGCUGUGGGUGUGAGUUUGUUUUACGUGUUUGUGCAUCGUUCGCUGACAACACUAUAGAUGGCAAUCAUGUCGACAUUUAUCCACUGAAUCACCAUCAAUCGUAGUAAGUAGAUUGUCUUUCCCGGCUAUGAAUCAGCGCAUUCGAAUCAACCAUCACCAUUUGUACUUCGCAACUUAUCCAUUACACUCAUACAAUAUGUUCAUCAUUCCAAGUUUCCAGGGCGUUUUUAUGAAUUGCGUUUUUUCAUUAGAGUUUGUAAAAGCUAGUACAGAAAUAACAAAAAUACAUUUUUCCAAUUCCAAAUUGUACAUAUCACAAAGAACUGUGGCUCUGUAA